CACGUUUCAAUCCUCUAAUCUUUAAAACUCCUCUCUCAGAUCUGCCAAACAAACAAACAACAAUGACUUCCACAUCCCCUCCCACCCUCCCAAUCACCACCCCACAAACCGUCCCCUCGGCCGUCGAAUCCCAACCCCCCGCAAUCGCCACCCCCGCCUUCCGCGCCUUCCUCAACCGCAUCUCCGAAACCGUCACCAACGGCCUCUCCCAGCGCCGUCCCUGGUCCGAGCUCGCCGACCGCUCCGCCCUCUCCAAACCCGACUCCAUCUCCGACGCCGCCCUCCGCAUCCGCAAGAACUACUCCUACUUCAAGGUCAACUACCUCGCCGUCGCCACCGCCAUCGUCGGCUUCUCCCUCGUCACCCACCCCUUCUCCCUCCUCUUCCUCCUCUGCCUCCUCGCCUCGUGGCUAUUCCUCUACCUCUUCCGCCCCUCCGAUCAGCCGAUCGUGGUCCUGGGGAGGACGUUCUCGGAUCGGGAGACGCUCGGGUGCUUGAUCUUGUUCAGUGUGUUUGUGGUGUUUUUGACGGACGUUGGAUCUGUGCUUGUGUCGGCGGUUAUGGUUGGUGUGGCGUUGGUUUGUGCGCAUGGCGCGUUUAGGGCUCCUGAGGAUCUUUUCUUGGAUGAGCAGGAGACGGCUUCUACUGGUUUUCUGUCGUUCCUUGGUGGUGCUGCGUCUUCCGCUGCGCCUGCUGUUGUUGCCGCUCGCGGGUGAUGAUGAUGACAAUGCGGGUUCGUGAUCGGGUCAGAUCUACACUAUCACCGCCUUGGUGUAUCUUUUCGUUUUUUUACUAUUUCGAAAGAUCUUUUCAAUAUGAUUCGUUUGUUCAAUCGAUAUAUUUUAGGGUUUUAUAGAUCUGGAAAUGAUAAACGUGGAAAGUUGUGAGAUCUGCAUUAAUGUUUUGUUCUCUUGAUCUGGCAUUUAUAUAUAUGUUUUACUUACAUCUUUUAGCUUCUUGAACCUGAGUCUAAUUGUUGUUGGAAGAGUUUGGAUCUGUUUAAGAUCUAAAGCUUGUGUUCUUGUUUGACAUGUUUAUUGGAUCGUGUCACUAUGCAUGUGUAAUAAAAAAAUAAAAUAGAAAUGACCCAAACUUGGAUGCAUCUGUACGCAAAUGAUCUUGUGCAAAGUUCACGUUUUUGAGACGCAUCAAAACUUAGAAACAAUACAAGAGAUGCUAAAAGAAGGGUCGUUAAG
This is a messenger RNA of Eruca vesicaria subsp. sativa (arugula), 1196 nucleotides long. NCBI's taxonomy places the organism in Eukaryota, Viridiplantae, Streptophyta, Magnoliopsida, Brassicales, Brassicaceae. The record is from the annotation of a GenBank genome assembly.